AAGAUCUCAAACAAAGACCUUUUAAGUUUUCCCUGAUGGAGUUUUAUUUGAUGUAAAAACUGCAACUGAAAAACUCUCUCCGGCUUCAUGUAUCUUUUAUAUUACAUGUAGACCCAGGUUGGAUAUCUUUCUCUUUUUUUCCUCCUAUUUUUUACGAUGAAAAUGGCUCCUUCUCGGACAAGCGGACCUCGGGCGCUGUUGGCAGCUUUGAGUCUCCUCAGCUGCUGUAGCUUGGGCUCGUGUGAGGCCUCAAGGACUAGUGGUUCAACACCAGCAGGGAAUAGACAGGAGCAAGAUCCCUCGUUGCCGGAGCGAGUCAAGAGGGGCUGGGUGUGGAAUCAGUUCUUCGUGGUGGAGGAGUACACCGGCACGGAGCCACUAUACGUUGGCAAGAUCCAUACAGACUCAGAUGACGGGGACGGCAACAUCAAGUACACCAUCUCCGGAGAAGGGGCAGGCACCAUCUUCAUCAUCGAUGAGCAAACGGGAGACAUCCAUGCCACCGAGAGACUGGACCGCGAGCAGAAGGCUUUCUACACACUGAGGGCUCAGGCCCGGGACGAGCUCUCCAGCGACCCUCUGGAACCCGAGUCCGAGUUUGUCAUCAAGGUCCAGGACAUAAACGACAGUGAGCCCAAGUUCACGGAGGGUCCCUACAUCGGCAGCGUGGCGGAGCUGUCACCCAUAGGAACAUCUGUUAUGAAGGUUACUGCAUCGGAUGCCGACGACCCUGCAUACGGGAGCAGUGCCAGAGUGGUGUACAGCGUGCUGGAUGGAGAGAAGUUCUUUGCUGUUGAUAGACAAACGGGGCUCAUCACGACGGCGGUGGCAGAUCUGGAUCGCGAGACGCAGGACCGGUAUGAGCUGGUCGUCAAGGCAACGGACAUGGCCGGACAAAUGGGCGGACUCUCCGGCUCCACCACGGUGACCAUCGUGAUCACAGAUGUUAAUGACAACCCGCCGCGCUUCCCGCAGAAGAUGUACCAGUUUUCUGUGUCGGAGGGGGCGGCUCUGGGGACACCGGUUGGACGCAUCAUAGCCACGGACGCGGACAUGGGAGAUAACACAGACAUGAGCUACCUGAUCAUAGAGGGAGGUGAUCUCUUCAAGGUCACCACUGAUGUGGAGACCCAGGAAGCUGUUGUCUCCAUCAAGAAGCAACUGGACUUUGAGAGCAAGCGCACACACAAUGUGGUGGUGGAGGCGGUAAACAAGCACGUUGACCCCCGCUUCGUGGACCUGGGCACCUUCCGGGACCAGACCAUCGUGCGGGUCAGUGUGUCGGACAUCGAUGAGCCGCCCAUCUUUCAGCCUGCAGAGGGCACUAUCAUGGAGGUGCAGGAGGAUGCCAAAGUAGGCGCACUGGUCGGCGUCGUCACUGCCAGAGAUCCGGAUGUGAAGGAUACACCCGUCAGGUUCUCCAUCGAUCGGACCACAGACCAGGAGAUGAUCUUCCAUAUUGAUCCGGACUCGGGGGCCCUCACACUGGGCAAGAUUCUGGACAGGGAGACGGCAGGCUGGCACAAUAUCACUGUGAAGGCUGUGGAAGCAGAUAACCACACCAUGGCCUCCCACUCGGCAGUGAGCAUUCGGAUCCUGGACGUCAACGACAAUCCUCCCGAGCUGGCCACACCAUACGAGGCCUCGAUAUGUGAGGACGCCAAACCGGGACAGCUAAUUCACACCAUCAGUGUGACGGAUAGAGACGAGCCACAGGCCGGACAUCGCUUCUUCUUCACCCUGGCGCCCGAGGCUGCCAGCAAUCGACACUUCACCCUGUGGGAUGUUAAAGACAACACAGCAGGCAUCCGGACCCAGCGGUCGGGCUUCAACCGCCACGAGCAGAAUGUGUACUUCCUGCCCAUCCUGGUGGUGGACAGCGGGCCGCCCUCCCUGAGCUCCACGGGCACCCUGACCAUCCACGUCUGCGGCUGCGACACUGAGGGAGCCAUCCAGUCCUGCAAUGCCACAGCCUAUGUAAUGAGUGCUGCUCUCAGCCCUGGGGCGCUUAUAGCACUGCUGGUCUGCAUGCUCAUCCUCAUAGUUCUCGUCCUGCUGAUCCUGACCCUGAAACGCCACAGGAAGGGCCAGAGGAUGGCGGAGGACGAGGAGGACAUGAGGGAUAACGUCAUCAAGUACAAUGACGAGGGCGGAGGGGAGCAGGACACUCAGGCGUACGACAUGAGCGCCCUGAGGAACCUCUACGACUUCCCGGAGGCCAAGAGCUGUGACUCCGGCCCGGACAUUCGCUCACUGCCGCAGUGGAUACAGGCGAGUCGAGCAACCGGGGGUGCAGAGGGAACAGCGGCGGCGGCGGCUGCGGCGGCGGCAGACUUCUCCCUAUUCAAAGGCUACAUCCGUAAGAAGGUGGAGGCGGCCGACGCUGACCUGUCGGUCCCGCCGUACGACUCCUUCCAGACGUACGCCUUCGAGGGCUCCAGUUCCCCGGCGCUGUCGCUCAGCUCCAUCCACACGCUGUCCACCACCUCGGAGCAGGAUUUCUCCUACCUCAGCGAGUGGGGGCCGCGCUUCAGGCAACUGGCGGGCUACUACGCCCCGGGAAACCCAGAGGAGGAAGGAUCCUAGCACAGCUCCUCCUCUGCAGAGAGACAUUCAAACUCCCUCUCCUCGUCCUUCUUCCUCCUUCUUCUCCUUCUCUGCCUCCUCUUCUCACCCUCUGGCCCUCUUUGGAGAUCAUCAGAGCCAGCACUGUGUACUCCUUGAAACAGAGCACAGCUUCUUUAUCUCUUUGAAAGAAAGUUCCCCGGCGUCAAAGUUUGAACUCGAGAUUUUUUCAACAUGAAAAGCUCUGGCGAUGUUUUGAGAGAGGAGGAACAAAAGAGAGACGCCCACAUUGAGUCACGUGUGAAGGGACGACUUCUUGUCUCUCCCUAACCGUAAAUGAAAAUCCUUAUUUUAAGCUAUGAGACUGUUUUCAGAAUUCAGAGAGAAAAAGAAAAAAAAAAAAACGUCAAGGCAAACUGUCUGAGAAACAAGUAUUUAUUUAAGGAGGAAAUAUUUAUGUAUUUAUUUGUUUGUAUGUAUUUAUUUAUUUAUUUUACAUCAUUAUUGCCGUCGUGAAAAACUGAGACCCCGAACUCUGCCGAAGUGCUGAAGACACCGGGGAAACGAGGAGAACGACAGACACGACACGGCAGAGGACUCGACACAAUGCCGGUGCAGAGACGGCGACCGGGUCAUAUCAAAAUUACAGUCUGGAAAAUAUUUGUAUUUAUUUUCUAUGACCGCUUUUGUAAAAUAACCGAUUUAAGAGGAGAAAAAUAAAUGGCCAACAGAAAGAGGGAAAAGGACGCUUUGAAAGAAAACUCUGAGAGCAGCCAGUUCACUCUGAACGCUUGAGCCUGACAUACUUUUUUGCCGUAUUUAAGUGAUUUAUUAUGGGGGGGGGGGUUGUUUGAAGGUCACAAAAACUGAAGACAAUUGUGUGUCAACAAUUUCUUUUUCUUAUCCCGUUCCCAGCCAGUUGUAAGGCAAUAAGGCACAACCCGCAGCAGUGAUUUAAGACUAAUCAAAAUGACUGUUUCCUGGAAUUGGCUGGUGGCCGCCUUCGUCCCACAGGGAGCCAAUCUUCAUUUCCAGAAAUUGUGUGUGAAUUUGUUCAAUAUGUUCCGUUAAUUUUAUAUCCUGAGACGUUUUGUUAUGCUUUUGAUAUUUUGUUUCCUUUUUUUUG
Molecule: messenger RNA, 3691 nt
Organism: Platichthys flesus (European flounder)
Lineage: Eukaryota; Metazoa; Chordata; Actinopteri; Pleuronectiformes; Pleuronectidae
Product: cadherin-22-like
Exons: 12
Coding region: 157-2586 (809 amino acids)
Biological process (GO): calcium-dependent cell-cell adhesion; cell-cell junction assembly; multicellular organism development
Cellular component (GO): catenin complex; plasma membrane; adherens junction
Molecular function (GO): cadherin binding; calcium ion binding
Source: RefSeq, a predicted model, not a curated record